AUGACGGGACCCGAGACUAAACCGUUGCCUACGGUGGGUAAGCAAGCCUGUGACCAGCUGCUGAAACGGUUGCUUGGAGCCAUUUGCCAUUUGACCAAGCUAUGUGAUAAUGUGGAUACAGCACGUGCCAAGCAACCUGCACCCGUAAAUGACGAGAAGGACACGGCCCAGGCGACAAUAGAUGAUGAUUUUUCUGAGACUGAGGUCAAACCAACAGUACAACACCAAUUGGCUACUCAAUACCCAACACAGUCAGAGUUGUCACCAACCGACCAGUCACCUGACAGCAGGGCUAUCGACAUGAUGCAAAUUAGUCCGGUGAAGCGCAGGGUUAGUCGCACGAAGACCGUACCUCAAGUGGCACCUUACGAGAAUGUCCGUAUUACGCGCAGAGAGCGGUUGCUGAAGAAUGUACAAAAUCGAGCCCAGACAAUUCCGACUCCUGAUGAGAUGCCGGCUGAUGGUCCGGAUUGGUAUCAGAAAUCAACAAUGGUGAAAUCGCCUGAAGACUUUCUCAAUAACGGUAGAUAG
Molecule: messenger RNA, 531 nt
Organism: Sphaeroforma arctica JP610
Lineage: Eukaryota; Ichthyosporea; Ichthyophonida
Exons: 2
Coding region: 1-531 (176 amino acids)
Source: RefSeq, a predicted model, not a curated record